Molecule: messenger RNA, 571 nt
Organism: Galeopterus variegatus (Sunda flying lemur)
Lineage: Eukaryota; Metazoa; Chordata; Mammalia; Dermoptera; Cynocephalidae
Gene: DEFB1
Product: defensin, beta 1
Exons: 2
Coding region: 278-484 (68 amino acids)
Biological process (GO): defense response to Gram-positive bacterium; defense response to Gram-negative bacterium; innate immune response in mucosa
Cellular component (GO): extracellular region
Molecular function (GO): CCR6 chemokine receptor binding
Source: RefSeq, a predicted model, not a curated record
UGGCAGGUGGGGCCACCUCUGGGUUUGGAGGCUGACAGCUAAAUCCAGCUGCAGCCAGAGAGAGCCAACGUGCCCCAUGACUUCAGGCAACUCAGGGCGAAUGGCACGAGAGUUGGUUAUUAGAAUUUCACUCUGGAUUGCGACACCACCCUUCAGCUCCGUCGAUGAGGUUGUGCAAUCAUCCGGUCCUAUAAAUACAGUGACACUUCAGCCUUGUACAUCUCUGUCAGCCCAGCCUCCAAGUGAGCCUCUCCUCCUCUCCUGAGAUCCAGCCACCAUGAGGGCUUUCUGCCUUCUGCUGCUGACUGUCUGCUUACUCUUCUCCCAGUUCACCCCAGGUGUUGGCCUUCUUGAAGGUCUUGGCCAGAGAUCUGACCAUUACAAAUGUGUCAGGAAUGGAGGAACCUGUCACUUUUCCUCUUGCCCACUCUAUACCAAAAUUCAGGGCACCUGUUACAGCAAGCGGGCCAAGUGCUGCCUGUGAGCUGGGAGUGACUGGGAGAAAGAAUGCCGAAGCCAAGUGACAGAUUUGUACUGUUUUAAUAAAGGAAGACUUUUCUCAAAGCAUGCA